AUGUCCGACCAAAAGAAGACUGUCAUCCUCCAGACUUCUGACGAUGAGCAAUUCACCGUGGAGAAGAUCGUUGCUGAAAGAUCAGCUAUGAUCAAAUCCAUGAUGGAAGACCUCGGUGAUCAGGAAGGAAUGCCUAUCCCUCUUCCAAACGUCUCCUCAUCAGUUCUCACCAAGAUCCUCGAGUACUGCGAUCAUCAUAAGAGUGAACCUCUUCCUGCUGCCGAGUCCAACGAUGCGGAUGAUUCAAGAAGAAAGACCAGUGAAAUCGGUGAAUGGGACGCUCGAUGGAUUCAAGUGGACCAAGAGAUGCUCUUUGAGAUCAUUCUCGCUGCGAACUAUCUUGAUAUCAAACCACUUCUCGAUGUCGGCUGUAAGACUGUUGCCAACAUGAUUAAAGGCAAAACCCCUGAGGAGAUCCGAAAACUUUUCAAUAUAACCAACGACUUCACUCCCGAGGAGGAAGAGCAAAUCCGAAAGGAAAACGAGUGGGCCGAAGAGUAG
Molecule: messenger RNA, 501 nt
Organism: Kwoniella shivajii
Lineage: Eukaryota; Fungi; Basidiomycota; Tremellomycetes; Tremellales; Cryptococcaceae
Exons: 5
Coding region: 1-501 (166 amino acids)
Biological process (GO): SCF-dependent proteasomal ubiquitin-dependent protein catabolic process; mitotic cell cycle
Cellular component (GO): nucleus; cytoplasm
Molecular function (GO): cullin family protein binding
Source: RefSeq, a predicted model, not a curated record